Hansenula ciferrii is the source of this 1083-nucleotide messenger RNA. It is a transcript of the gene GLE2, whose product is annotated as RNA export factor GLE2. Gene Ontology annotation, cellular component: nuclear pore. Gene Ontology annotation, molecular function: RNA binding; ubiquitin binding. The coding region runs from base 1 to 1083 and encodes 360 amino acids. The transcript has a single exon. Lineage: Eukaryota; Fungi; Ascomycota; Saccharomycetes; Phaffomycetales; Wickerhamomycetaceae. The record is from RefSeq and is a predicted model, not a curated record. Gene Ontology annotation, biological process: RNA export from nucleus; transcription-dependent tethering of RNA polymerase II gene DNA at nuclear periphery.
AUGUCUUUUUUCAACAAACCAGCCGCUAGUGCACCUGUCUCAAAUUCACAAGCUACUGAAGCUGAUUUACAAAAUGAUAUUAUAGUACAGAAUCCACCUGAAGAUUCUAUAUCAGAUCUUGCAUUUUCACCACAAGCUGACUUAUUAUCUGUUUCUUCAUGGGAUAAAAAAGUUAGAAUUUAUGAAGUCUUACCAACAGGUCAAACAGAAGGACGUGCUUUAUAUGAACAUGAUGCUCCAGUAUUAACUACAAGAUGGACUUUAGAUGGUACUAAAGUGAUAUCAGGUGGUGCUGAUAAACAAGUUAAAUUAUAUGAUAUUCAAAGUGGACAACAACAGCAAAUUGGUCAACAUGACGCUGCUGUCAAAGCUGUUCGUUUUGUUGAAUGUGGUCCAACUAAUACACAAGUUGUUGUUAGUGGAUCUUGGGAUAAAACUUUAAGAUACUGGGAUUUAAGACAACCACAACCAGUCAGUACUAUACAAUUACCUGAAAGAGUCUAUGCUAUGGAUGCUGCACAAAAACUAUUGGUUGUUGGUACAGCUGAAAGACAUGUUUGUAUUAUCGAUUUGAAUAAUCCACAACAAAUAUCCAAACAAGCAAUGUCACCAUUGAAAUGGCAAACAAGAUCAAUUUCAUGUUACCCACAAGGUAAUGGUUACGCUCUGGGUUCAAUUGAAGGUAGAUGUGCAUUCCAAUACAUCGAUGAGCAAGAACAAGCUAAAGCAGGUUUUACAUUCAAAUGUCAUCGUCAAAAUGAAACUAAAGCUGGUAGAACAGAAAGUCAUAUAUUUUCAUUAAACUCCAUUGCAGCACAUCCAGUAUAUGGUACUUUCGCCACGGCUGGUUCAGAUGGCUGUUUCCACUUCUGGGAUAAAGAUGCUAAACAUAGACUUAAAGGGUUCCCAUCUUUAGGAGGUACAAUUUCUGCUGCUAACUUCAAUAGAAAUGGUUCAAUUUAUGCGAUUGCUGUGUCGUACGAUUGGUCCAAAGGUCACACAUUCAACACUCCACAACUUCCUAACCUAAUCAGACUCCAUCCUACAAAAGACGAUGAAGUCAAACAAAAAAAGAGACGUUGA